Molecule: messenger RNA, 6774 nt
Organism: Colossoma macropomum (tambaqui)
Lineage: Eukaryota; Metazoa; Chordata; Actinopteri; Characiformes; Serrasalmidae
Gene: kmt5c
Product: lysine methyltransferase 5C
Exons: 9
Coding region: 327-6611 (2094 amino acids)
Cellular component (GO): nucleus
Molecular function (GO): protein binding; histone H4K20 methyltransferase activity
Source: RefSeq, a predicted model, not a curated record
GGUUGAGCUCGCCUCUCCCUCAUUCAGAGUCCAACUUCCAGCUUUGAAAAAAAAUUCGAAAUAUACAAAAUAAUUUUAGCCUUUAUGAAGGUUUAGCGCAGCUUAUAUCGCCUCGUUUUAUUCGUUUAGGGACUACACAGUGCCAUGACGUUGCCAAAGAGGACCAUAAGGUGGAAUAUGGGGGCUCCCGAGGCGGACGAUAACAACAAUUGCUAGUCGGAGAGCUAAGCUAAGCUAAGCUAAGCUAAGAUACCAAAUAUUUCACUACGGACGAGCCGAUUGAGGUUUUGGACGAAAGCCCGUCAGCAUGUGGAUGGUGGGCGAACAUGGAAGGAUCCUGUAGAAUGAGUGUGAGAGAGCUGUGCGAGACGGAUGAUUUGGCCACAAGCCUGGUGCUGGACCCCUUGCUGGGGUUCAGCACCCAUAAGAUGAACAUAAGCCCUCUUCCAGAGAUCCGACGGUGGGGCUACCUGAGAGAGACUCUGCUGCGCUUCAAGCGCACCAAGGACUUCCAGGCCACCUUCGAUGCUCUGCUAGAUGGAGAGUGGACCAGUGGCUACUUCACCAGCCUGGGAACCCACCGGCAGGAGCUCCUGAGACAGCACAUGUAUCGGUACCUCACUGCUUUCCUGUUGGACAGUGGAGUGCAGAUUGAGUCAUGUGACCGGUAUUCCUCAGAGACCAAUGGAGCCAAAAUCACAGCAACAAGACACUGGUCUGUUGGAGAGCGAGUGGAGGUGCUGCAGGGCUGCAUAGCUGAGCUGAGUCCGGCAGACAGUGCUGUACUGAGGACAGGAGUGAAUGAUUUCAGUGUUAUGUACUCGACGCGUAAGCAGUGCGCACAACUCUGGCUUGGGCCUGCUGCCUUCAUUAACCAUGACUGCAGGCCAAACUGUAAGUUUGUACCUGGGGACAAAAACGGAGCAUGUGUGAAAGUGGUCCGGCCCAUCUCACCUGGGGAGGAGAUCACUUGUUACUAUGGCGACAGCUUUUUUGGGGAGGACAAUGAGAUGUGUGAAUGUUGCACCUGUGAGAGGAGGGGAGAAGGAUUCUUCAAGCAUAGACUGGAGAGACUUCCGGAGUGGGUAGGCCCGAGCGAUCCAUUAGGCCAGAAAUAUAAAUUCAGAGAGACUGAUCUGCGGCUUAACCGAGAGAAGGGGAACGGUACGCCAUUUCUCGCUGUAACCAGUCCAGCUUGCUCUGUGAGGAAUUCCUUUUCCCAGCAGAUGAAGAGAAACGCCCCUACAGUGAGUAGUAAGAUGACAAAGACUAAGAAGUGGAAAAGGGAGGAGCGAGCCAGGCAGGCUGAGAAGCGGCGACAGUAUCUCCUCAUAUCAUCCCUGCCUCAUUUCAGUCUUAAGGACUUAAGCAUUUGCCUGUACAAUCACAGUGUGGACUUCCUCUUAAGCUGUAAGGACCCUGCCAGCAAGGAAAGAGCUCUUCUGCAAAGGAUUGAGAGUGAGAAACCAAAACUGGAGUGGAGAGACAACAACAGACUGGACCCUCCAGCUUUCACUGAUGUUGAACUAAAGGGAGGUGAGGAAGGACACGACAAUUCUAAUGACUUAUUGGGUAACGAGACUGCUGCUGAUUUGAACUUAAAGCCCUUCAGUUUAAAAUCAGUUUCGAGUGCCUGUGAUAAAGGCUAUCCGAAAGUUAAGGGACGGAGCGUUGGUGCUUCAGCAGUUCGAGUUGUUCAUCAGAUGGCUAUUUCUUCAAGGACCAGGAACAUGCUUCGCGGCCGCCUGAGAGGCGUCCGAGCCUUUGACCGAUCUAAACUCUCUACCUUAAAUAAAAACAGAGUCAGGAUUAUCAGACAGACGUCGAAGCUCCAUACGAGCAGCAGAGGUCAUCCACGUCAAAAGGGACGUAGCCAUGGGGUCAGAAAAGGCCUCAAAUGCCUUUCAAUUAGAGGUGAAAAGCCACUUUUCAACAGAGGAUACACUAGUAAAAGUAAAAAUAAUAAAGGCAAGACGUUACAAUCCAGGGUCUCGCGGAUGAUUGCAAAGGAGGAACAGCGUGGCUUAGGGGAUUGUCACAAGGAGAUGGCUGACAGCGAGAAACACAUCACCAGCUCUAGCGCUGCUAAGGAAGGGGAUUUCAGUUCCCCGAUUGCUUCAGAGACCUCAGGGGAGAAAGAAGAAAAACAUAGACCUUCUGUUGCUUCUGGCACCCUCGAUGUUACCUCUUCAUUGCCCCCUUCCUUCAGUCACUCUCCUGCGUCUCUCACUUCAGGGGUGAUGCGUUAUGUAAAAGUCAGUCUAGUCAGAGUGGCUGUCCCAGGAGAGCCAGCAGCUGGUAAGGCAGAUCAGGGACAAGCAGACAGUGAAGAUAGCACAGAUGCUACAACAGCAGCUACAGGGCCGCAGAAAUCAAAGUGCAAAGGAAGUAAAGGUAUGGCUAAAGCUGAAGGUAAGAAAGGGGUAAGGGAAAUGUAUUUCACACCAGUAGUCAUGGGAAGUGCAGACAGGUUGAAAGUGACAUGUGAUUUAUCAGGUAGUAGUAAUGCUGUUACACCGCAACAUGCUGAAAAAGAAGUGCAGGAUAUACAAGUGGGUAACAAAGGCAAUAAUGACGGGCAGGAAAUUGAGGGAAAGAAAGACAAUAAUGAUAAAAAGGCUACGGUUAGUUCUGCUAAUGCUGGCAUUGAGAAAGCUUUGAAAGAGGCUGAUGAAUUAGUGACUGGUGUUAAGAAAAGAGGGCGUGCCACGAAAGGUCAUACAAAGAGCGUGAAAGGCACAGCUGAAGAGGAAGAUAAGGGAGAGAGUGGAGUUGAAAGGCAGGGAGCGGAAACGGGCCAAAGAGAAGAGAUUUUACAAAAGAAGACAGACUUUUUGUUACAUUUUGGGAGCAAAACCGUUGCGAUAAAGGAGGCAAGAGUCUUCUUGUCCGAUAUUUUCAAGAGCUUUGGCAGCGAGAUGAUCAGCCAUGAACAGGAUGGCAAAGGGUACAGCAGUGUACUCAGGAAUGUCUCCCGGCGAACUCAGAACAAAGAAGACAGUGAAUAUGUCAAAAGAUUGAGGACCCUUACUGCUGAUAAUGAGCGGAAGAACCUGAAUAUUAGCAGUGAUUCAGUGAAGAAGAACAGCGAGACAGUCACUCAGAAAGUUGCCCAGAGUAGCGUACAGACCCCGCAUGACCAAGGAGGAGCACAAAUGACCAAAAAGAAAGGGUCAGAACUUACUCCACUUUCCCUGGAGCCAGUCUCUCCUGUUAAGGGUAGUCUGGACCACAAUUCCCAGAGCAGCAUCCCUCUGAAGAAACGGGCAUUUCGAGAGUCUCUUGAAAAUGAUCCCGACCAGGAUACAACCGUAACUACAGUGGAGCCCCUGUGUGCCAGUAAACGUGUGGAGACCACGAUGGACAGUCUGUUACCUAUGUCUGAAGGGAACAACAGUGUUGAUAAUGAAGGUCAGAUAUUACCUUUAGACUCUGAGACUGUAGGAUCAAAAAUGCGCACUUCAGCCAGGCCGUCUAAAACUUUAGCGCUAAAGAAGCUACACUCCAGAAAAAGCCGAACUGCUCAGGCUAGACUAGCACAAGACCAUACCAGAAUACUCAGAGACAGAGGUAGAACAGGUAACCUGCUGUUAGAGAAGAGACUGGGACUUAGGAAAAAGACAUCUAAAGUUACAUCUAAGUUGGGAAGCAUAUUAGAGUGCGAUGUAGUGCAAGAGAUGCCUGAGGGAAUAAAAGAGGGACAAGAUGGCAGCCAAAAAGUGGCGCAGCAAAUACCAGUACAGGUUGAGCACAGGACAGUGGAAAAUGCAGACGCUAAUAAUGAAUCUGCUGCAGAAUCUGUUAACACAGAGGAUGAGCAGAGCUGUAACUUAAAAAUACGUUUGAAGAGAAAGAGGGGAACGGAAUGGGAAAUGGAGAGUGGACCCAAGGGGGAUAGUGCAGUUGAAACAAGAGGCCCAGAACAAUGUGCAGAUGAGAUCGACCCCUUUAAGGCCAUUUUGGAUUCUGUUGCGAUUUUAAAUUUGGAAAUGGAGAGAAUUCGGGGUCAUGGAGAAGCAGACAAGAGUGUAGGAUUAGAGCAAGCCACUAAAGCUGUGCAAGACGUCUUGGAACACUGCCGAAAAGAGAGCACGGUCAAGCCGAGGAAAAGACGUAAAAAACAGCUACUGUUGUCUAGCAUCAACAGUGAAAAGCAUACUGGUGGGCAGCAAAAUUCUGUUCAGGGUAGAAGUGAGGUUUGUGGGGGGCAUGAGCGACAGAAUCUGCUUUUGAAAAAUCUCAAAAAGGAGUCAGACGUUACUGACAUCAAACCGCUGCCUCUGAUUAAGCUGCGCCGCAGGGGCGAGGGCAGAUGGGAGGUGGAGGGCGGCGAAGCUCAGAAACAAGAUGGAAACAAGGGACCAGGAACGUCUGUGCUUAGGGAGCCAAGAUUGCUGCCAUGCAUCCCUCCUGAGAGGGCUAAACUGGGAGAGAUGCCCGUCAAUAAAAUAAAAGAGGAAAGUCUGUCUCCUUGCCAACACCGGGCAGUAGCUAGCAAUUAUGACAGGUUUCGGGAGUUCUCUAAAGGUGCACUAAAUUCAGAGCCUUUACCUCUAUCAUUAUCUCUUUCACCUUUGUCUCUGAACUCUCCAUAUACCGAAGGACUGACGGAAGCAGCCCGUCUCAGUAGCAGCUUUGAUUUUAAAGGGAGAGGUCAAGAAACAAGUGCACCAGAAAAUACUGAAAGGGCAGAGAAGCUUAGGACAGGGGGCGUUAUUAGGACCGAGGGUAAAGACAGGAGCGAGGUUUGCUUGAGUCACAACUUAUUACAGAUAAAUAAAAGCCUCUCUAAACUUCAAGCCAUGAGCCAGCACCCACCAUCAGAAAAAAGCAUACCUGCUUACACAAGUGGAACUACCUCCUGUCAAGUUCAGUCCAAGCCCUUGUCCCCUCCCACGUCACCAUUCACCACGGAAUGCACCUUUUCAAACUAUUCAGAGGACAUUUUAGACUUUCAGUGCUUGAAUCUUGAAGGCUAUGAUCAAACACAAGCACAAAAUGCGUUAACAGAUUACUGCCCUGGUGAACCGCAUAACACCGGAUCCUUUAGUAGCCCCUUUUCUCAAAGUCCAACAACCGAUGGAUGGAAUCCUGAAACCCCUUACCUCGGCUCCUCAAGCCCAGGGAGUAGCUUUAGUACUGCGGAAGAUCUGAGUUUCCCUGAUCUUGGCCUUACACGAGACGAAGCACCAUCGUUGAACAGUGGACCCUACUUCUCUUCCAAAGAAAAGACAUUUUGUCCACCAAUGAGUUCAGUACCAGUGAAAGAUCUUGAAAGAAGUCAGUUCUAUUCUGAUGUUAUGCUGUCAAAACGUAAUGUGAUUCUCCAGACCAAGGAAGAUUCUGCAACGCCACUCUGCUUGACCGAUAAAAUGUCAGGCAACCAAAGGGACCUGAUCAUGUUUGGUGCGUCCUCAAACACAAAGCAGACGGUACCACUCCCCUGUCGCCCACAGUCUCAGGAUAAGUUUCUUCUUGAUAGCUCAAGGAAUCUGUCAGCACAGUCAGACUUUGGCAAAAUCCAAACAAAGGACAAAACUAAUGGGCCCCACCACUUCCUUAGCUCUGCUAAUAAAUCGCAGCCUCUUUUUUUGGGCCAGUACGUGCAAAGCCUGUACAAUGCUGGAUCACAGGGUAACCCUGUUAAACCCUUCCACUCCCUUCAUACAGGAAGCAAAGCCUCAUGCUCAGAGUUUCCAGGGCCUCUCAACCUUGGCAGUGCUCUCCUCCGUGGCUACGAAAAGAAGCCUGUGCUUUUCCAGAACCCUAACAGUUUGGUGAAAACGGAAGGAGGACAUGGCCAAAAUAUUUGCAAAAGCUCCAGCAAAACUACAAGUGCUGUGAAAACCACACCUGUUGGAAAGCCACAAAACCUUAGGGUUGACAACAAUCCCACCGUUCCUGCUGCAUUUUUUUCUUCUAGUCCGAGUCCUCAAAGUCACAACAUAGCCCACGGUAAAAAUAUGAGGCAGGAUAAGCCUCAUGCUGUGGUAGCCCCCAGCCAGAACUCCCAACUCCCUCUUCCCCUUGACAGAAGUCAGCUGUGCUUCUCACACUGUGAUCCCUUAGACAUGAAUUUCAGCUCUUCACUCUCCCCUGGUGUUUCACAGCAUGGCAGUCCACAGGUGGGCUACAGGGAUUCUGCCACCCAGGAUGUCCCGGUGACCAAAGCUCAGCCAUCCUCCUUUGUGUGCAAUCAGUCGGCUCACCCGUCCUACGUCGUAAACUUCACCGGCGAUCACUCUGUUACCCUGAACUACAAUGACGACGGGGAGUGCUUGAAUUACUCUUCAUCAGUGCCCACGAAUUACACUUACCAUUGCCUCAUGGAGCCUUCCGGAACCCAGGGCCGGCUCAUUUUAGAACCGUGCGGCCCCUCGAACAUUUCACAUUCUCCUUCUAUGGCUAGCUUUGCAGGAUCUAAAGGCCUGGCGGAGCAGCCAGGCAAGGAUUCUCAGCAGCACGGGCAGCCUGGGUGCCAUUCGGUUAUUUCCCAUCACUUCCCGUCGUCUCACUCGCAAAGCACCUCUCUGACGGACCGCAAGCCCAAGAGACUGAGGCUAGUGGUAACUGACGGUACAGUGGACCUGGAUCUGCAGUACACAGAUUAAAUGAAGACACUUUUAUGAUGAGUUUGGUUCCUAAACUGAUAUUUAUGAAUUAAUGACAAUAUGUUCUCUCUCUCCCUGUCUUUCUCUCUCUCUCUCCCUCUCUCUCUCUUUAUAAUCUAAAAUAUAUAAAAGUACUUUUAAAUGCAUUGUGCUUAGCAUUUCU